This is a messenger RNA of Olea europaea var. sylvestris, 2742 nucleotides long. Its product is annotated as zinc finger CCCH domain-containing protein 17. Lineage: Eukaryota; Viridiplantae; Streptophyta; Magnoliopsida; Lamiales; Oleaceae. The record is from RefSeq and is a predicted model, not a curated record. The transcript is spliced from 3 exons. Gene Ontology annotation, molecular function: metal ion binding. The coding region runs from base 271 to 2397 and encodes 708 amino acids.
UGAGCCUUUCUCUUACUCAAACCAAAUAUAAAUAAAUGCAAUGCGGCAAAUGACUUCUUUUGGCUUAUCCUAAAGCCUUACAUCUCUUCGUCCCUAUAAUCUGAAGAAAAACCUCCUCAAGAUUCAGAAAAAAGUUAAUCUAAUGAGCCGGUGAUUGGAUUCGUACUGAGAUCGCUCAGCCGCCUCAAGAAACCCUAGAUCCCUACAAUUUUUUUAGAAUAAUUGGUUUUGUAAAGGAUCCGCAAGUUUUCAGGGUUUCUGAGAGCUACCAUGGUGGGCCCACCACCGCAGAUUGAAUCAGCAGCUGCACCACCACCACCACGGACGGCGACAGCAUCAGCUGAAGAAGAAGCGAUUAAGAGAAACACAGAUUGCGUUUACUUUCUCGCUUCUCCUUUAACUUGCAAAAAGGGAAGUGAAUGUGAGUAUCGUCACAGUGACAUUGCAAGGGUAAACCCGAGGGACUGUUGGUUCUGGUUACAUGGUAAUUGCCUGAAUCCCAAGUGUGGGUUCCGUCAUCCGCCGCUGGAUGGACUGCUGGGUACACAAGCUCCAACUUCUGCUCCAUCUGUUGUACCUCCAUUGCAGACUGCCUCUGCACCUUCUCCACAUGUUCCAAAUGCCUCUGGUAAACAAGGAGUGCCCUGCAUAUUCUUCCAGAAAGGGUACUGUUUAAAAGGUGACUGGUGUCCAUUUUUGCAUGCACCGAAUUCUGUGAGUAACAAAAAUACACUGGCGCCUGGAAUUUCUACUGCUGAGCUUGCGUCCUUUAAGAAUACUUUUGGUGGACCUGAAAAGUUCACACAAGAAAAGAAGGUCCCAUCUAAAACUCUAGAAAAAUCUGGCGAGUUACCUUUGCAUACAAAACCAAUUAUUAAAGUGGAACCUGCUCCACUGAGGAAUGAAUUUGCUGUAGGCAAAAAGACAUUAGCGACGUUGGAGAUGAAUGAAGAGUUUUCCAGCUACAGACCAAGAAGUAUGUCACCUGCUAAUAAUGGAAAGCAAGCCAGUAGGACUAUCUCAGUUCAGCAAUCUCAUCCAUUAGAUGAACUUGGUGGUAUGAACAGUAAGGAUGCAGAAGAAAUUUCGAGAGAGCCCUCUCCUGGUUUUGAUGUUCUGGUGGAUGAUGAAGUAAGAGAUUCUGAUUACUAUCCAGGUGAAGAUCAGUAUGGAAUGACUGGAGAUGACGAAGGCGGGAAUGAAUAUGGCAUUGGCCAUUCUGCUGAUUACAAUUCAAUGGUUGAUGUUGACCGUGAUAUUUAUCAUGAUCCUCAUGGUUACGACUCGUAUGAGCGCCUUCAAGGUCAAUAUGCUUGGGAGCAGCACAAGGCUUCAUCUGAGAGGAUGUCAGGAGGGUCUGCUUACCAGAAUAGGAGACAUGCUAGAGUCAGUAGCCCUGAUCAAGUUAGUGACGCAGAUCUAAGGCAUCAUUUAUCAAAGCACAGAAGAGGUAAUGGUUUGAGGUCUGUCAUCAGUCAAGAACAUGCACGUGACAGACAUGAGGAUCAAGGAUACAAGGUUUCAAGUAUGGACGCACAGUAUUUACACCCACAGGAAAGUUCUCUUAGCAGUCGCCUUCGAGGAAGAAUAAAGCUUCCAGGACGAUCUCUUCCACUUGAUGGAAGGGACUCGCAAGUUGAUAGGGAAAUAAUUAGGGGACCAGAUCAUGGUAGAUCGUCUUUUGGAAGGACACAACAGUUCUCCCACCAUGGAAGGACUGGAGACAGAGUAAAGGGGAAGGAGGAAGAAGAUUUUAAUAAUAGUCAGAAGAAUAAUAGAGGUGUGAACUUUAGAAGAGAAAUGAAGGGUGACAAUAUUACUGACUUUGCUGGUCCAAAAAGUCUAGCAGAGCUUAAAAGCAAGAAAAAUGGUGAGACUAGCGAGCAGCAAUCACUUGGGAAGAGAAAAUACUCGAUGCUUGAUGACUAUCAACAAACUGGUGGUGAUCUCCCAUUUGAAGGGCCUAAGCCUCUGGAAGAGAUUCUGAAGCAGAAAAGAGGUGAAAUAGCUUCCUCAGGUAAUUAUAGAGACAAUAAUCAAAAGGAAGAAGGAUCGCGGAAAAUGACAAAGAUUACUUCGACUGUGGAGGAUCAGCGUGCUCUUUCCUCUGCACCUGUUAAUGAGGAUUCCAAGUCUGCAUCACAUGAUAAUGACGGAGCAGAAAAAUACGGGUUAAGUGAUGCUAGAAAGCUUGAUGGAAUGAUAGUUGAGGAUCAAUUAGAUGACCAAGAACAUGAAGCGUAUGAGCAGAGGGAUGGUGUGUCUGAUUAUGAGCAAGUGGAUGGAGAAUAUUAUGACGACUUGGAUGAAGGUGAAAAUGGAGAAGCUGAAGAUGAAUACCCUGAUGAUGAAGAUGGAGACGAAUUUGCAAAGAAGAUGGGUGUCAUGUACUCUUGAGAAAGAUAAAUGUUGGAUUUGUGGCUUCUGCUGUUAAUCCAAUUUGUUUUGAUUUGCUCUGUGUUGGCAAAUUCAAUUUUUUCUCUACUGGAGUUUAGAAGUAGAGAACCCUCCUAUUUAUCAUCUUAAACAUUUAUUCAUCGAAGUCUUGACUGGACGAUACUUCUCUUCCAUCUUAUGGUUUUGGAUAGUUAAUGAUUUUCUUUGACUGCAAGGGUCAUGGCUAUUGUUAGAAGAUCAAUAUCAAAUAGUGUUUUAUUCAUAUCUAUUUGUUGAGGUUGAUGAUUUUAUAGAUCUAAUGACUGAAUAGGGUGACAGAUAUACAGUGGACCUCGUUGGAUACAA